UUAAUAAUUUCCUGAUUAUUUUCCAGUUUGAAACUGCUAAGCAUUUGCAGCCAUUUGUUUUUUUUUCCUCCUACAACAGCUAUGAACAGAAAUUUGCUUUGCAUAGUUAAAAAUGUGUGACAUAAUUGCAAUCGUGCGAUUGACAGAAGUAACAAAUGCACCAUCCAGUGACCUCCAAGGCCACGCACAAACCUACCGCGAGCUCCAACAUUACAUAACCUCGUGCACGGAAAUCACGCGUACGUGUAAAACCGUUAGAAAAAUGGACGAAUAUCAGAGCGGAGAGGAGACUGCCUUUAUUGUCGACGAAAUUAGUGGCAUUAUUAAAGAGUCAAUAGAGGCUGCAAUUGGUGGAAAUGCAUAUCAGCCUAGCAGAGUUAGUCAGUGGACAACAAGUGUGGUGGAACUGUGUCUGAGUCAACUCACUAAGCUGGGAAAACCCUUCAAGUAUAUUGUGACCUCUGUAAUAAUGCAAAAGAAUGGUGCUGGUUUGCACACAGCUAGUUCCUGUUACUGGGAUAAUAAUGCUGAUGGAAGCUGCACUGUGAGAUGGGAGAAUAAGACGAUGUUUUGUAUAGUCAGCGUCUUUGGGCUAGGCAUCUAAAACCUAGAAUGCUACCAGACCUCUUCCUCAAACUUGUAUAUGUGAAACACUACUAUGGUACAACAUCCUCAGCAAACUGAACUACAGUUAGUAUAUGUUCCUUUACUGUACAGUGCAGUAUCUCAGUUCAAUGUUUUGUUUUGGUGCAGUUUGAUGUGGCAUUGGUUUAAACUAUACUGCUAAAAAAAUAAAUACAAUGUACAACAUUGUUUUAUUGUUGGAAGUUUUUAAAUAAAUGCGAAAUGUCCAAUUUA
Chiloscyllium plagiosum (whitespotted bambooshark) is the source of this 858-nucleotide messenger RNA. The record is from RefSeq and is a predicted model, not a curated record. Lineage: Eukaryota; Metazoa; Chordata; Chondrichthyes; Orectolobiformes; Hemiscylliidae.